AUGGUAUUGAAAAUUGCCUGUAACAUUGUAAUAACUCUGCUGCUAACAAUACUUUUUUUAGGAUUUUCUCAGGUUUUUCUUACAGUUUUUCUCAUAGUUAUCCAAUCAUCUUUGGGUGUGGCCGCAAAAUCCAAUGAAACAUUUCCAGCAGGUCCUGUGACAGUGUCACGCAGCAGUUGUUUCAAAGCAGUUGUCAGUGGCAACAGUAAGGUGGUCUGCCGCUUCGAUACACCGGGAGUACUUAAUGACAUCAUCAGAGCUACAAUUUUGUUUCUUUUCAACCAGGAUAACCAGAGCAGUAGUAAUUAUGAAACAGUUCCAACAAAUUCAAAUAUUUCGACGUAUCUCAACAGUACGAUCCAUGAAAACAAUACUGCAAAUUUUUUAUUAAGAGACAUUUUUAACGUGUUUAAUAGGAAUUCGAUCAUCACUAAAAUGAUCCACGCAAAGUUGGCCUUUAAUGACGCAAGCACAAACUUGACUAGCUUAAAUGACGUUAACAUUGCAAUCACAUCCUCACAUGAGAAAGUUAGAUCUGCAUACGCUCAUGUACUUUCAACAAUUUUUCAAUCUCCAACAUCUGAGAAUAACUCCAACUGCAACCGUGACGAGACAUGUAGCUUGCUGGCAUUCUGUGCCCUGAUCUGCAACUCAGUGACAAACAACAUGUGUAAAGGAUUCAACGUCUUCAAGAUUGAAAACAAUUCAACUACUCGCAACACUCCUAAUGACGCCAUUAAAACGUUGAUGAAAAAUAACGCUGGCAGAUGCAUGUGGUGGGGAAAUAUAAAUGCUUAUUCCAAAAUUUUGAUGCCUUCUACCGUCUCCAGAUCAUGUUUAUAUUACGAGAUUACUCGACCAUCUCAAUCAUAUUUAUCGACUCUAUCAAUAAAACUUAAAUCUUAUUGCAAAGGCAAGAAUUUUACCUACAUCAUCAACCCUAAUACAAAACCUUUCGUUGGAUCAAGAAGCUUCACUAAUAUCAAAGGCGUCAUGCCGAAUAAUGAGAACAGUACAACCAUUCAAAACACUUCCAACUUUGCUAACAUUACCAGUUCAACAAAUAUUAAUAUAUCGUACGCUACUCUGGCUACAGAAUUGAUGACAAAGACUGCUGCAAUUGUAGCAGCAACUGUUUCUACUUCUGUUGCUACUACUACUACACUCACUUAUACUACCACUACUACCAUCAGUACUACAACCACUACUACUUCUACUACUACCACUGCUGCUGCUACUACUACUACUACUACUACUAAUACUACUACUAAUAAUAAUACUACUACUUGUAGUAGUAUUAUUAGUACUACAGAUACUUCUACAACUAAAACUACUACUACUAUUAACGCUACCUCUACUACUAAUACUACUACUACUUUUACUACUACUACUGCUACUACUACUACUACUACAACUAAUACAACUGCCGCUGCUUCUGCUACUACUAGAAUGUUUGAGGUAGACAUCGGCAAAUACAACUGCGGCAAAUACAACCCAUGCAUCUUACGUUAUUUCCUACUGCGUGGUCAGAGAUUUUUUGCAUACGACGGAGACCCCCAUCAGUUUGUUUCAUGCGAUCGUCGAAAGAAGAAACAAUGCCUCGUAGAAACUUGUCCCUUUGGAACUGUCUGGAGUUCGACAGAUUACUUCUGCGUCCGUGAAUGA
This is a messenger RNA of Helobdella robusta, 1665 nucleotides long. RefSeq lists its product as hypothetical. Bases 1 to 1665 code for a protein of 554 amino acids. The transcript has 4 exons. The record is from RefSeq and is a predicted model, not a curated record. NCBI's taxonomy places the organism in Eukaryota, Metazoa, Annelida, Clitellata, Rhynchobdellida, Glossiphoniidae.